CUUCUCAUCACCGCUUCUUCCUCCUCCUUCAAACAGUACCUUGUUAGUCUUUGUUAGCUUUAUCUCUAUAGUAAAUUUGAUUUCAUUGUUAUUGACGCGAUUCCCUCUCCAAGGGAUCAUUUACUCAAACGGAGCAAUCUUUAAAAACCGUGAUUGCAUAAUCCAAGAGUAAACGUCAUAAAAGAACACUGUAACCCGAAGACGUUGUAGGAGCCUCACGGCUUCUCCGUCCAAACGUUACUGGCUCUCAUAUUCCAUUGCUCUGCGGAGCGGCGUCGCUGCUUUUACCGUUUGAGCCGGCCAUGAGAUCUAUAUUUCAUUUUAUUUGCAUUAUAAUUAGUGUUUAUUAGAGCCAAUGAGGAGAUCAGAUUAUAAAAAGAACACCAUCUUUCGGGACUGAUUAUUUAUUGAUGUUACUUCUGCAAUUCUGAGGCUUUAGUAUUUGUUAUUACCGUUAGUGUUUUUUAGUUUUGUAAUAAGGCAGUGAUGAUUGAGAAUGUCAUGCACCACUCUGAUUCGUGCUGAUAACCAUCUCUACCCAUAUUAUUUCUGAGCCUUUUUUAAUUUAUUUGAUAUUUGUUAGAGAGAUAACCAAAUGAUGGUCAUUAUUUAAAUGAUGUAACCUUGAUGCGGUCUGUAUUGCUUGUGAUGUUAUCUUUUGGUUGCUGAUGGUUAUUAGUUGUUUUUAUGUUUUGAUUAAAUUUGCCUGAUGAAGAAGAAUUCCCAAAGAUAGGAAGUGCCGUAUGACAAUUAAACCUAGAUUCGGACUGAACCGGAGAAUGCAUCCGGUUUUGAUUUCUCCGUUCCCGUUCACUCUUCUUAACCGAAUCUGUUUUUUUUUCGGAACGGUUUUGAAGUUGUUCGGUGCGGGUUGUCUUAACCGUACUUUCUUUUAGCUUCUGUGUCCGUUUCUUUGUGGUUGAUUUUAAACGGGUUUCUGAGGGUUUUUAAUAUUUUCAUUAUUUGAUUUUGAUGAUUAAUUGUUCGAUGCCACGUCUGCGAUAGCUUUUUAGCAGUGAUCGUCGAUGCUACAUUGGACAUAAACAGAUGUUUGUGUUUCGCCUUUCUGAUAGGAACCUGUGGAUCCUGUGAUCUUUGGGGCCAAUAUGGCGAUUACAUUUUAAAUUAUGAAUGUCAUGAUUAUCAAUUUUUUGGGGAGUGAUUGAUGAUGAUUAUCGCUAAAAUAUGGAAUUACCGUCUGAGUUUUAUUACUUUGAUGUGAAAAACGCUGGCUUUACUGAGAUUACCUCCCUAUAUUCAUGUUGAUAUUUCUUUGUUUUGUAACUUGUUUACAUUAUGGACAGUGACGAUUGAUACUAAGGUCUCGUUCGUCGUAACAUAGGCUGUAAAAAGCCUAUUUGCCGACCAUUCUGUUAUAUCACCACCCAUAUGCUGAGUCCUACUUUUUUUUUGUAUUCAUUAUGUUUUCGAUUGGCCAAUGAUUAAAUUUGAUAAAGACAAGCAUAUGUCUAAAUAAUCUAUGUUGAUAAAUUUAUCUUCAUGAGGCCGACCUCUUUCAUCUUCGGAUGUUUUUUUUGUCAUCUGGCUUAUUUAAAGUGUUUUGUGAAUUGAGGUGUAAUGAUUUGUUUAUCAUAAUGUUGAAAAGACCGUUGACUCGUUAAGUCCCUAGUUUGAGGCUGUCGUGGUUGGGGUUGGAGAUAAGGUGUUCGUCGGGCUUCAAUGAGCAACGUAUAUUUGGUUGCUGUUUUUUUCUUCGGGUUCUCAAGUGGCUCAUCGUCGCUUGAUCUUUUGCUGAAUGCACAAAUUAUUAAUAGUGAGAAAUAAAAUGAAAAUCAUUAACUACUGGGUGGUUUUAAUUGACCAGUAUUUCCAAAAUAUAGUAGAAUUUGGAUUACAUGAUUUCAGCAUGUGUAUAUCCUAAGAACCAUUUAUUUAGCGGCGGCGUAGUACCUCAAUCGUUAUUUCAAAUUAGUAUUGGAUCUUCAAUUAACAUUGUGUGAUUAGUUUCUCCAAAAGGAAGUUAACGUGGAAUGUGUUAUUGAUUAUGGACAACAGUAUAAAAAGAAUGUGAAAGAAGAUAUUGAUGAUGUUGUAUUCUUCUCACGUGGCUCGAUGUAGGCAAGCAAAUGUAGAGUCGUGGUAGAGUAAAUAACUGUGCUCUGCAAAUUGGCGAAAUCCUAAUCCACGUUAAGCAGGUUUACGAAACGUUUCUCAAAAUUCUCGUGAUGAAUUUUACCAUGUGAGACCUGUCAUUACUUGUAUUCACUCUUAGUACAGUUCUAGAUUCCUUUGUUCUUUCUAACUGAAACUUAAGUUUCUAGAAUAAGACUUGUUAUUAUAACAAUAAUGUUCGUGUUAAAGUUCUUCUGUUAGACCUACUGAUCAGGCUUGCUGAAAUUAGCAAAUUCUUCAUACUCACACUAACUGAAGUGUUCUCUUAGGUUCCAGAGAUUCUGUUAGACCUAAACACUGCUUUACGCUGUUUCCUGGUUACAAUGCUCCGCGGAUGUCCCCACCCGAAAGUACUUCUAGCCUUCAGCCAUAUGACUAGAGACAGCAGCUAAAAGAGAAAUUUAAGGCGAUUAUAAAUGGAAAGAUUACCAAGUGCAAUUAGCUCAACUGGACAUUCUAGAAUUUGUGUUUAAUGUGUGUUAUGCAUAUGCAAGGAAAAUAAAUUAAUUUAUAUUUUGUUAUUAUUAUUUUGCGUCAGUUUUGUUUUGUGUUCUAAAAAUAGUAUGGUAGUAGUUGUUCAAACAAGAUGUAGAGAAUGAUUUGGCAUGUUGAAUUCACAGAAAACAGUUUACCAUUUUUGUGCCAACUGUUAAGUUAAUCUUUAAUAACUGAAGGUAGAACCUGAUGUCCUCACUCCUAUUAUAAUCCUUUUCGAACUCUCUCUUCUUUACCUCAUUUCUUCAAAGCAUCUAACGAUCGUUGAAAACGUUCUUGGAGCUUUUAUCUUACAGAGAUGGUUGAACGUGGAAUAGCCAAAACAGAAGAGAUACGUUUCACAGAGGUGUGGAGGACGACAUGGGAGACACCUUACAUCAUGCGGCUAGCUCUCUCUGCCGGUAUAGGAGGUCUCCUCUUCGGCUACGACACGGGUGUUAUCGCGGGAGCUCUUCUUUACAUCAGAGAGGAGUUUCAAGUAGUUGACGACAAGAGAUGGCUCCAGGAGAUGAUUGUGAGCAUGACCGUGGCUGGAGCCAUUGUUGGAGCAGCUGUAGGAGGAUGGUACAACGACAGGUUUGGUCGGAAGACGUCCAUUCUCAUUGCUGACGUUCUCUUCAUGGUUGGUGCUGUUGUGAUGGCCCUUGCUCCUGCACCGUGGGUCAUCAUCGUAGGUAGAGUCUUGGUGGGGUUUGGAGUUGGUAUGGCUUCCAUGACUUCACCUCUUUACAUCUCGGAGAUGUCUCCAGCGAGAAUCAGAGGCGCGUUGGUUAGUACCAAUGGACUUCUCAUUACUGGAGGACAGUUUCUGUCUUACCUCAUCAACCUCGCCUUCAUCCAUACACCAGGGACAUGGAGGUGGAUGUUGGGAGUCUCAGCGGUUCCAGCAAUCAUUCAGUUCUGCUUAAUGCUGACACUACCAGAGUCUCCACGCUGGCUUUACAGAAACGACAUGAAGGCUGAGUCAAGAGACGUCCUCGAGAGAAUCUACCCCGCAGAGGAAGUUGAAGCUGAGAUAGCUGCACUCAAAGAGUCAGUCAUGGCAGAGAAGGCUGAUGAAGACAUCAUCGGCCACACCUUCUACGCUAAACUCAAAGGCGCUCUCUCUAACCCCGUCGUCCGCCACGGCCUUGCAGCUGGUAUCACCGUCCAGGUGGCACAGCAGUUUGUGGGAAUCAACACGGUCAUGUACUAUAGUCCCACUAUUCUCCAGUUUGCAGGUUACGCUUCAAACAAGACAGCAAUGGCUCUGUCCCUUAUAACUUCUGGUCUUAACGCGUUGGGAUCGAUAGUGAGUAUGAUGUUGGUAGACCGUUACGGUCGGCGCAAGCUCAUGAUCAUUUCCAUGUUUGGUAUUAUAUCUUGUCUUGUCAUUUUAGCGGCCGUCUUCUCUGAAACCUCAAAGCAAGCUCCUAAGAUUGAUACGAGAGACUCCAUAAGUUUUGCGCCGAAUGGUACUUGUCAGGCAUUUGCUCCCUACAUAGCCUCAAAGGCUUCUCCAUCUAACUGGAACUGUAUGAACUGUCUUAGAUCACAUUGUGGAUUCUGCUCCAACAAAGCACAAGAGUAUGCACCUGGAGCAUGUGUUGUUCUGUCUGCUGACAUGAAGUCAUUGUGCCACUCGAAAGGAAGAACAUACUUCAAAGACGGAUGCCCCAGCAAGUUCGGUUACUUAGCCAUAAUCUUCCUCGGCCUCUACAUCAUCGCCUACGCUCCCGGUAUGGGGACAGUGCCAUGGAUUGUCAACUCUGAGAUAUACCCUCUUCGCUAUAGAGGGCUGGCAGGAGGAAUAGCUGCAGUAUCAAACUGGUCUUCGAAUCUCAUCGUGAGUGAGACAUUCCUGACACUGACUCACGAGGUUGGUUCGUCAGGAACGUUCCUUCUCUUUGCAGUGUCCUCAGCAACAGGGUUGGUGUUCAUAUGGAUGCUUGUGCCUGAGACCAAAGGUCUUCAGUUUGAAGAAGUGGAGAAGUUGCUAGAAGACGGGAUUAGGCCUAGCUUGUUCCGACGGAUGUCUAGAGUUAAAGAAGUAGAUACGUCUUAGCUGCUGCUGCUGCUACUUCUUCUGGCUGAAAAGCCAAACAACAAUACUUACGGUUACAGAUGUGCUUAGUUUGUAAAUUCAUUAUAUUUUUUUUAACUCAGCUCAUUACAGCUGAGAAACUCAACUAUGUAUACGUAAAGAUAGACCAGCAUACAGUUGGAAGAUACACUCAUAUAAAAAAAAAUAUCAUACUAUCAACAUCUCUUUCAGAAGAUUUAUCAUACUGGCACUUAUAAGAUCAACAUAUCUUCUACCUAGAGUAAUCAGAAACUAACAAAACAACAAGUGAGGUUGAAUAGAGAUGGUCUUAGGAGUGAUACAAAGUCUAAGGAAACUAGUUGUAAUGGUAUUGAUAUGGAAUAAAAAGAGAUGCUUAGGAGUGAUACACUCAGUCACACAUCCUCAAAUCAUUCAUACUUGGAUUGAAAAAGACACAAUUCGAUGUGUGGGGGUGUUUCUGAUCAUUCUGAGAAGAAAGAAGCUAAAAAUGUAAUUAAAGAUAAUAUUAAGGGCUCUUUAGUUAUUAAUAUUUAUUUAUAACACCCGCGAAUUCGUUUAUUUCUUUCUGUUGACCUGAAAAAUUGAGGAGAAGGAGAGAGAGUUGCAGAGAGAGAGAGAGAGGAGGAGGAGAGAUCAGAUGGGAAUAAUAAAGAGCUGCUUCUCCCUGUUGACGGGUGUUGCUUUCGGCGUGUACUUGGCUCAGAAUUACAACGUACCCAACAUCAGGAAGCUCACAAACACCAGUCUCGUCGUCGCCAAGCACAUCGAGGAGAACUAUCGCAAACCCAAGAAGGACGACGUUGAAUGAUUCGGUGAUCAUGUAGAGACAGGGAGGUGGUGGCUCCAAGCAUGGUUUUGAUUUCUCACUAGGAAGUUGAUUUAACUUCAAAAGGUUUGAUUGUAUUUUGACAUGUUCUGGAUCCAUUGAAGUUGUCAGUGGGACUCUAAUGGUCUCUUCAAUUCUUGUUUUAUUUAUACUGAUUUAAACACAGCUCUCACUGUACAUGUCAUGAUCAUAUAAUCUUUUUGUUUCUUUGGAUUUUUGUUUCUUUGGCAAGAUGUAAUAACCACAAACCCUUCUGAAUAUCUUGUUUGAUUAAAGGAUUAUUGAUUUUCUGAGA
This is a messenger RNA of Brassica napus (rape), 5793 nucleotides long. Its product is annotated as probable inositol transporter 3. The record is from RefSeq and is a predicted model, not a curated record. Gene Ontology annotation, biological process: transmembrane transport. Lineage: Eukaryota; Viridiplantae; Streptophyta; Magnoliopsida; Brassicales; Brassicaceae. Gene Ontology annotation, molecular function: myo-inositol:proton symporter activity. The transcript is spliced from 4 exons. Bases 2927 to 4672 code for a protein of 581 amino acids. Gene Ontology annotation, cellular component: membrane.